GUGUCGAGUGAGGAUCACUGUGUAUCAGCUCACAUCAGAUGAAGACAAAUAACAGUGGACUGUCAAAACAAUGGCUUCCUUUCAGACAGGUUUUAUAAGAAUGCUGAUCUCUGUUAUGAUGUAUGUCUUGGCCUGUAUAACUGUCAGUGAGUCAGAUGCAUAUACCUCUGUUGACCCCUGCUACAACUACGCUGUGCUGGACGAUCCAUGGAGAGACGCUAAUAAUACACGUGAUUCAGGCAGAUCGUGUGACUAUUAUGGCACCUGGAGCGGCUGGUAUCGUCUCUUCAUUAAUAAUGUGAGCGCGCAGAUCCCAGACACGUGUGUUGCUCAGUAUAGCUGUGGCGUCAAUGUCCCACUGUGGAUUCGUAGUGGACACCCAACAGUACAGGAUGGAGUCGUCACUCGAGAUGUCUGUGGUUAUGGUAACAGUUACUGCUGCUUUUACGGGUCUUACCCCAUUAAAGUCAAAGCUUGUCCAGACAAUUAUUAUGUCUAUGAGCUGGUUAGACCAACUCUCUGUCAUUCAGCAUACUGUGCAGUUGUUCGCAGCGUUAACACCAGCUCUACAGCCGUCACACCAGCGACCAUCUCAACUGUGUAUCCUUCUGUUGACCCCUGCUACAACUACACUGUGCUGGACAAUCCAUGGAGAUCCACCAAUAAUACAUAUGCUUCGGUCAGAAUGUGUGAUCAGUCAGUCACCUGGAGUGGCUGGUAUCGUCUCUUCAUUAACAAUGUGAGCGCUCAGAUCCCAGACACGUGUGUUGCACGUGGUCGCUGUGGCACUGAUAUCGCACUGUGGAUUCGUGGUGGACACCCAACAGUACAGGAUGGAGUCGUCACUCGAGAUGUCUGUGCUACCUAUAACAGUUACUGCUGCUAUUACGGGUCUUACCCCAUUAAAGUCAAAGCCUGUCCAGACAAUUAUUAUGUCUAUGAGCUGGUUAGACCAACUACGUGCACUUCAGCAUACUGUGCAGCUGUUACUAACAUCAGCAGCACUGUUACAACAGUCGCACCAGAGACAACCACAGCUGCGUAUACCUCUGCUGACCCCUGCUACAACUACACUGUGCUGGACGAUCCAUGGAGAGACGCUAAUAAUACACGUGCUUCAGGCAGAUCGUGUGACUAUUAUGGCACCUGGAGCGGCUGGUAUCGUCUCUUCAUUAACAAUGUGAGCGCUCAGAUCCCAGACACGUGUGUUGCUCAGUAUAGCUGUGGCGUCAUUGUCCCACUGUGGAUUCGUGGUGGACACCCAACAGUACAGGAUGGAAUCGAAACUCGAGAUGUCUGUGGUGACUAUAACAGUUACUGCUGCUUUUACAGGUCUUACCCCAUUAAAGUCAAAGCCUGUCCAGACAAUUAUUAUGUCUAUGAGCUGGUUAGACCAACUCUCUGUCAUUCAGCAUAUUGUGCAGUUGUUCGCAGCGUUAACACCAGCUCUACAGCCAUCACACCAGCGACCAUCUCAACUGUGUAUCCUUCUGUUGACCCCUGCUACAACUACACUGUGCUGGACAAUCCAUGGAGAUCCACCAAUAAUACAUAUGCUUCGGUCAGAAUGUGUGAUCAGUCAGUCACCUGGAGUGGCUGGUAUCGUCUCUUCAUUAACAAUGUGAGCGCUCAGAUCCCAGACACGUGUGUUGCUCAGUAUAGCUGUGGCACUAAUAUCGCACUGUGGAUUCGUGGUGGACACCCAGCAGUACAGGAUGGAGUCGUCACUCGAGAUGUCUGUGGUUACUAUGACAGUUACUGCUGCUUUUACGGGUCUUACCCCAUUAAAGUCAAAGCCUGUCCAGACAAUUAUUAUGUCUAUGAGCUGGUUAGACCAGCUGGGUGCACAUUAGCAUACUGUGCAGCUGUUACUAACAUCAGCAGCACUGUUAUAACAGUCACACCAGAGACAAGCACAGCUGAUACAACCAUCAGCCACACUGAUACACCAGGAACAACCACAGCUGAUACAACCAUCAGCAGCACUGUUACAACAGUCACACCAGAGACAACCACAGCUGUUCCAACCAUCAGCAGCACUGAUACAACAGUCACACCAGAGACAACCACAGCUGUUAUAAAUAUAACACCGCAGAAAGAAUGCACAAGUCAGACCUCUGGAGGAUGUUUUCAAAAUCUUCUUGAGCAGAUCGAGAACAUUACAGCUCAAGUGCUUCCUUUGAAUUUUGUGGUUCUUGGUUGCCCCUGGAUUCUGGGUUUCUUCACUAAUGGCAGGAAGGAGCUGGAGAUCCUCUUCCUGAUCUUGAACUCCCAGCAGGGAACUUUCAUCUUCCUGAUCUAUUGUGUCCUCAAUAAUGAGUGCAUAUGCAAUAGCUAUUUCACCUCCUUCUACUAUGAGAACAACUCCCGCUGCAAUUAA
Labeo rohita (rohu) is the source of this 2380-nucleotide messenger RNA. RefSeq lists its product as uncharacterized. The record is from RefSeq and is a predicted model, not a curated record. Gene Ontology annotation, cellular component: cell surface; apical plasma membrane. The transcript is spliced from 19 exons. Lineage: Eukaryota; Metazoa; Chordata; Actinopteri; Cypriniformes; Cyprinidae. Gene Ontology annotation, biological process: neutrophil migration. The coding region runs from base 71 to 2380 and encodes 769 amino acids.